This is a messenger RNA of Gossypium raimondii (Peruvian cotton), 1667 nucleotides long. RefSeq lists its product as hypothetical. The record is from RefSeq and is a predicted model, not a curated record. The transcript is spliced from 2 exons. The coding region runs from base 80 to 1576 and encodes 498 amino acids. Lineage: Eukaryota; Viridiplantae; Streptophyta; Magnoliopsida; Malvales; Malvaceae. Gene Ontology annotation, molecular function: ATP binding; ATP hydrolysis activity.
GCGAUGGCCUAUAAAACAGAGUCCGUCUUUACCUGUGAACACUUGCUUCUCCUCUGGAAUUGCUUUUGAUUCCAUAAAAAUGGCUGCCAUGUUUUCUUCUUCCGAAAUUUCUAAAACAGCAUCUUCCUUACUCUCUGCUUAUGCCUCCUUUGCAGGGUCCAUGAUGCUGGUCCGGUCCAUGGCCAAUGAACUUAUUCCCCACCAGCUCAGAUCUUACCUUUACUCUGCAUUUCGCUACUUCUUCACUCCUCUCUCCCCCGACCUCACCCUCGCCAUCGACGAGCGGUGUGGGAUGAGCAAGAACCAGGUUUACGAAGCAGCCGAGGUCUACCUCAGCACCAGGAUCAGCCCCAAAACGGAGCGCCUCAAGCUCAGCAAAACCAGGAAACAGAAGCAUUUCACCAUCGGCCUCGAGAAGGGGGAAUUGAUCGUCGAUGGUUUCGAAGAUGUUCGAUUGACGUGGAGGUUUGUUUGUACGGAAGGCCAGAAGCCUCACGGUGGGGAGAAGAAACACUUCGAGCUUAGCUUCAACAAGAAACACAAAGACAAAGUUCUGGAUUUUUACUUGCCCUACGUUUUGCACAAAGCCGAGGAGAUAAAGAAGCAAGACAAGGUGAUAAAGCUUUAUAGCCGUCAAUGUCCAUUCAGCUGUGAAGAUGACAAUGAAAGAAGAGGGGGUUCUUGGGGUUCCAUAAUUCUGGAACACCCUGCUACUUUUGAUACAUUGGCUAUGGACCCAGCUCUGAAAAAGAUGAUCAUCGAUGAUUUGGAGAUGUUCCUUAGGAGGAAAGCGUAUUAUAACAAAGUGGGGAAGGCUUGGAAAAGAGGGUACUUGCUAUAUGGUCCUCCUGGAACUGGUAAAUCCAGUUUGGUUGCCGCCAUGGCUAAUUAUCUCAAAUUUGAUAUAUAUGAUUUGGGGCUCACCAGUGUACGCUCUGAUGCUGAGUUAAGGCGGACACUGCUAUCCACUACCAAUCGCUCUAUACUGUUGAUUGAAGACAUAGAUUGCAGUUCUGAGGUUCUUGAACGACAAAUGAGAAACAAAAACAAAAAGCUACCAGAUAGAACUGGGCAGUUGACACUAUCUGGUAUAUUGAACUGCAUCGAUGGCCUGUGGUCAAGCUGUGGGGAUGAGAGAAUCAUUGUGUUUACAACCAACUAUAAGGAUCGGAUAGACCCUGCUCUGUUACGGCCUGGUCGAAUGGACUUGCACAUCAACAUGUCCUAUUGCACCACGGAUGGAUUCAGGCUUUUAGCUUCUAAUUAUCUAGGAAUCAGCAGCAAACACAACCCUUCCUUCGCAGAAAUAGAUAGCUUGCUAAAUAGUACAGAGGCGACCCCAGCAGAGGUAGCUGAGGAAUUGAUGAAGAGUGAUGAUCCUAAUAUUGCUCUUCAAGGUCUUGUUAACUUCCUCAAACGCAAGAGAGAUGAAGCCGAUGAUGAAACCGAGAACAAAGCAACAGGUUGUGGUGAAGUUGGCUCCUCCGUCAGAAGAUUGAAUGCGAUAGUAUCAAGAGUUAAGAGAUUGAAAACCAAUGUUGAUCAAAGGAAAAUUAUGAUGAGGAAAAGAAAAUAGCAUGAAGAGAAAAAAAUGUGAUUUCUUUUUUCAUUUUUGUAGGAACCUUCUUGUUAAUAAAAUCAUCUCUGCAACUCUAUUGAAGAUUUAA